AUGCUGUCGUUGUUACAACAAGUCGAGACUGGAGACGCAAAGACUGACAGAGACCUCCGAUUGUUGUGUAAUGCAGACUGGUCUUCGACAUCGCUUGGUCCUCUGUCCUCUUGGCCCCAGGACCUUUUGACUCUCGUCUAUCUGUCAAUGCUCUCCCCUCUACCACAAUUCUUCUUCUUGGGACCGGAUAACAUUUUCUUGUACAACACCGCUGCGAGUCAACUACUCCGAGACCAUCACCCUGCAUAUUUUGCAAGGCCUGUCGCAUCCCUGGAACGCCUUCAAUCCCAAGCAGAAUCGAUUGCCCAGAUCAUAAGAGAUGCCACAGAAGGCCGGCGGCCUGCUGUGCAAAGAGACUUGCCUUUCUUUUUCAGCAAGAAUAAUAACCUUGAAGAGCUGCUCAUCUCGACCACCAUGGUCUGCCUGCCACCGCAUUUGUCCGGAUACCAGGCCACCGUCGAAGACACGACGCUUGCGGUCAUCACAAGGCGACGGGAUCAGUUUCUUACCAAACUCAAAAGUCGUUGCGGGUCGACCAAUGACUUACCUCUGCUCCUGCAAUCCAUUCUCCAGAGUAUUUCUUCGGCUGAGGCAGAUUUUCCAUUUGGCAUUGUGUAUGGAAUCGAGGAGCCAACAUUCACAGCGAUUCCUUACGACAGCCCUCAGCGCGAUGAAAGCGCUGUCACAUUACAUCUGGCAGGAAGCGUAGGAGAUUUUGACUACUCUUUACCGGAGGACCUGAAUCUUGGGACAGAAUGCGGCAUAUUGGCGCAACAUGCACGCAAAGCAAUCACAUCUCGCGAGCCUGUCAAAAUUUGGAUUGAGGGUGACGACACUUUGGCCUACUGGUGCCAGGCGUCGAGAAAUCGUGGCUACAGAGACAAUUGCAAAGAGGCAAUCAUCUUUCCGGCAAGCUGUACGCCUUUCCAGCAUGUGAGGGCAGUCGUGAUAGUUGGUAUAGCACCUCGCAGACCCUUUGACGAGGCUUACCAAGGCUUCAUUCGAGACGUCCAGAAACACAUGGCCGAUCAAGCUUUUGCGAUCUCGUGUAUGGAGGCCAAACAAAUCGAAAAACGAAAGGCAUCUGACCGAGCCCGAGAGGAAGCCGUGAUUCAUAAGAGAGAACUUGAGCUUCGUAGGAAAGAGGCAAUGACUGCUAAUGGUAAGUUGGAAGGUGUUGUGACAAUGGCCGAAACGAUCGACGUAGGAUUCUUCGACUAUUGGCCCACAGGCGAACUCAUACAAGGCAAUAACGCAUUCUAUGAACUGAGUGGUUACCCAAAAGAUCCAAAUCUGAAUAAAGCAUACACUUUCCUGGACUACUGCAUGGAAGAAGAUGCUCCUACGGUUAUGGAGAAGUGGAACGUGCUCAUGAGCGGGCAGCCAAACAAUACACCGACUGGUCAAUGGGUCCAAGCCGCAUGUACACCAAUCUUCGACGAAGCUGGUAAUAUCGCUAGUAUCUCUGGCUGCACGACAGACAUCUCAGGGCAAAAGCGCGCCCAGGAAGACGCCCUCAAAAAAGCAGAAGCUCUUGAGCAGGUGCGAAUAAGCCAAGCAAGAUUAUUACAGUUUACAGAUAAUGCACCCAUGGGCAUUGUGAUAUUGGGCUCAGAUGGCCACCCCAUCUACAUCAACCGAAGCUGGUUCAGUAUCACCGACCAUCCUGAAACUCUGGCAUCCAAGGUAGAUCUCAUGUCCGUCUGCUAUCCGGACGAUCUUCCUCAGGCCGUGCGAAAACGAGAAGAGGCCAUCAAUACCAGAAAGACUGUAGAGUUUCGAACUCGACUCAAGAAAAAGUGGACGUGCGUGGACGGCUCUUUCCAGGGUCAAGCAUGGGUUUCCAUCAUGUACUUGCCAGAGUAUGACGAGAACGGAGCUCUGAGCCGAAUCAUGUCGACCUGUACUGAUAUUUCACAUUCACAAUUCUCGGAACACCUACAGCGGAAGAGACUGGAGGAAGCCAUCGAAGCGAAACGAAGGACCGAAGCUUUCAUCGACAUCACUAGUCACGAGAUCCGGAACCCACUUGGAGCAAUAGUGCAUUGCGCCGAUCUGUUGCAAGAUUCUUUCGUGGAUAUGAAGAAGCUCGUCGACACGCUGGCAAAAACCUGCAAACACGAUGAGGGUCAGCAGAGCACGAUAGCACGACUACAGGAGCAUCUCACCAGCGGCGUUGACGCGGUCGAGACCAUUCUCUCCUGCUCCAUGCACCAGAAACGUGUCACUGAUGACAUCCUGUCGCUGUCCAAGCUCGACUCCAAUCUUCUUCAAGUAUCACCAUCGACAGUUCGGGCAACGGAAAUGUUAAACAACGUGUCAAACUUUUUCGCGGUGGAAGCUGGACGUGAGAAGAUUGCCCUCGAAACCCAACUGGACGAAUCGCUGAAGGAAUGCAACAUCGAGUGGGUUGUAGUUGACCCUGGGCGAAUCACGCAAGUCCUAGUCAACCUCGUAACAAACGCUCUCAAAUUUACAAAGACUUCAAAAAACAAGCGCAACGUCAAUGUACGGCUCGGAGCGUCGAAAGGACCACCUACCGAUCUGUCGGUCAAAUACGCCGCUCUAGAAAAUCCAAGCACCAAAGCGCAGACAAAGCCGGACACUGAUGACGCAUUGUAUCUCUGGUUCUCGGUCACUGAUAGUGGCUGUGGUAUGACCGAGGAGGAGCAGACACGCAUGUUCAAUCGCUUCUCUCAAGCUUCGCCAAAGACCUACAAUACCUACGGAGGCAGCGGACUCGGCCUCUUCAUAAGCAAGAGACUUGUGGAGCUGCAGGGCGGACAGAUUGGUCUCGCCUCUCAGAUCGAUGUCGGAUCCAGAUUUGCUUUCUAUGUUCCUGCAAGGCAAACGACAAAAGCGAUGGAUCUACCAAAGCCAGAUCUUUCUUUGCGUACGAAGGCCGACGCUCUUACUCAGGAUUUCACCGUGGCAACCCCGGCAAGCAAGGAUCAAAACUCUUCAGAUUACUCGAUCCUAGUGGUAGAGGACAACGCUGUGAAUCAAAAAGUUCUCGAAAAGCGACUGACCAAGCUCGGAUAUAAGGUACAGAUCGCCAAUCAUGGACAGGAGGCACUGGAUUAUUUGACAACCACGACUACCUGGAAACAACAAAAUCGAGAAGAGACAACGCCAUUGCAAGAUGUACAUGUGAUUCUCAUGGACAUCGAGAUGCCAGUCAUGGAUGGGCUGACUUGCUCCAAAAAGAUUCGAGAUCUACAAAGUUCUGGCGACAUUGUGAAGCACAUUCCGAUUGUCGCAGUAUCAGCAAACGCUCGUGCCGAACAGAUGAAACAGGCAAUCGAUGCGGGAGUAGAUGGUUUCAUCACAAAGCCGUUCAGGAUGCCCGAGCUGACAUCGGUCAUCUCAAGAUUGCUGAAGACUCCAUGA
This is a messenger RNA of Aureobasidium namibiae CBS 147.97, 3390 nucleotides long. RefSeq lists its product as uncharacterized. The coding region runs from base 1 to 3390 and encodes 1129 amino acids. The transcript has 4 exons. Lineage: Eukaryota; Fungi; Ascomycota; Dothideomycetes; Dothideales; Saccotheciaceae. Gene Ontology annotation, biological process: phosphorelay signal transduction system; protein autophosphorylation. Gene Ontology annotation, molecular function: phosphorelay sensor kinase activity; histidine phosphotransfer kinase activity. The record is from RefSeq and is a predicted model, not a curated record.